CAGAACGAGUCGACUCACUGUGUAGUGCCGGCAGCUUUUUCCUCCUGCGGACGCUCAACUGUACGGACAACAUCUGCACGCGAACUAACUUUUUGGUGAUAUUUUACGCACGAGGGGGGUUUUCCCAUACUUGCGAAGAGCCGAGACAUUUUACUGCUACCUAUCCUUUUUUUCCAACACAAAAACUUCCAAGAGGUACCAUGCAACUUUAUGUUGCUGUGAUGUUCGUUUAUGGAGUGACGGCACUCAAUAUGACAGAGGAGAGGGGCUCCUGCCCACUUGGAUAUUUCCCGUGUGGCAACCUGACCGUGUGCCUCCCUCAGCUCCUGCACUGCAACGGCAUCAAUGACUGUGGGAACCAGGCGGACGAGGAGAACUGCGGAGAUAAUAACGGAUGGCCACAUCUUUUCGACAAGUAUUUUGGAAUGCCGAGCUCAGACACAGGGACCAGGUCCAAUUUAUGCCUGCUGGGGAUUUUCCCUGAGCUCUGCCAGUGUCGAGAGCUGGAGCUUGACUGUGACGGCGCUCAGCUUCGAGACGUCCCGGUGGUGGCUGUGAAUGUAACGAUGAUGUCUCUUCAAAGAAAUCACCUUCACACACUGAAAGCGAACAUAUUCUUCAAAUACCAGAGCCUGCAGAAGCUAUAUCUGCAGCACAACAGAAUUCAAGAUGUGAGUCCUGACGCGUUCAGAGGGCUGUAUAAUCUUACAAGACUAUAUUUGAGCUACAACAAGAUAUCCGUCCUAAUGCCCGGUGUGUUCAAGGACCUGCACAAGCUGGAGUGGUUGAUCCUGGAAAAUAACAAAAUCCAUCAGAUGUCCUCCUUGACCUUUUCUGGACUGAACUCUCUUGUGUUACUGGUGAUGCUGAACAACUCGUUGUCAAAGCUGGAUGACAUCUGUCAUGAAAUGCCGCGGCUCAACUGGCUGGAUUUGGAGGGAAAUGUCAUUGAAACCAUUGGAAACGUCUCGUUACACUCCUGCAGCAUGCUGACAGUUCUGGUCUUACAGAGGAACAGGAUCAGCCACAUCCAUGAACAAGCGUUUUCAGUCCUCCAGAAGCUCGGAGAGUUAGAUCUAUCCAACAACAGACUGGUGACGAUUCCUCCCAAUCUCUUCGUCCUGCUGGAGGAUUUGCUCCAACUGAAUAUAUCAUACAAUCCCAUCAUGGCGCUCCAGGUCGACCACUUUGACAAGCUGCAUAAACUGAAGUCAUUGAGCAUAGAGGGGAUAGAAAUUGAAAACAUACAACGGAGGAUGUUUGAACCUCUGAAAUACUUGACUCAUAUCUACUUCAAGAAGUUCCAGUACUGCGGCUACGCUCCACACGUGCGCAGCUGCAAACCCAACACGGACGGCAUCUCGUCCUUCGAGGACCUGCUGGCUAACAUCGUGCUGAGGGUCUUCGUCUGGGUGGUCUCUGCCACCACCUGCUUCGGAAACAUCUUCGUCAUCUGCAUGCGCUCGUACAUCCGCUCGGAGAACAAACUGCACGCCAUGUGCAUCAUCUCACUCUGCUGUGCAGACGGGCUGAUGGGCAUCUACCUCUUCAUGAUCGGCGCUUAUGAUCUGAAGUUCCGCGGCGAGUACAACCGGCACGCUCAGGCCUGGAUGGACAGCAGUCAGUGUCAAGUCAUCGGCUCGCUGGCCAUGCUGUCCACUGAGGUGUCAGUCCUUCUCCUCACGUAUCUCACUCUGGAGAAAUACAUCUGCAUCGUCUACCCGUUCAAGUACCUGACGCCUGGCUGGAGACGAACCGUCACCAUCCUGUUCGGGAUUUGGGUUGGUUUUAUCGUUGCCUUCCUGCCGCUGGCCUGCAAGGGGCUUUUCCGGAACUUCUACGGGACCAAUGGAGUCUGCUUCCCCCUGCACUCUGAGCAGCCUGAGACGCUUUGGGCUCAUGUUUACUCCAUUGUCAUUUUUCUAGGUCUGAACCUGGUGGCGUUCCUCAUAAUCGUCCUUUCCUAUGCGAGCAUGUUCUAUAACAUCCAGAGAACAGGGACGCAGACCACCAAAUACAGCAACCACAUCAAGAAAGAAGUGACCAUCGCCAAAAGGUUCUUCUCCAUCGUCAUCACCGACUCCCUCUGCUGGAUCCCCAUUUUCAUCCUCAAGAUCCUGUCACUGCUGCAGGUGGAGAUUCCCGGUACCAUUAGCUCCUGGGUGGUCAUUUUUAUUCUUCCCAUCAACAGCGCCCUAAACCCCAUCCUUUACACUCUGACUACACGGCCUUUCAAAGAGACCAUUCUUCAGGUGUGGGCCAACUACAGGCAGAGGCGGCCUCUGCUCAGCGGGCACCCGGCUCAGCAUCCAUCUCUCACCUGGCAGGAAAUGUGGCCGCUGCAGGAGAACAACCACGGCAUCACUGUGGGGCAAGCCAUUGGAACGACAGACACGAUAGCCAAGCUUACCCCUGUGGAAAUAACAAACAAUGGAUACAGUGACAUUACCAAGAGCACACAGCAACAACAGAAGCAGCAUAUAGUGCUGUCUGUGUGUUCACAGAAACAAACACCCACACACAGAAACUAACACAUACACACAAAACAAAUGAACUCUUCUAGCAUCUGUUUGGGAUUAAGGCUACUUCAUCUCACACAAAAAAGAGUGUUGAACUUUUCACACUUUUUAUUCAUCAGUGUCGGCAAAUCCACCCUGCCCAUCUCCUUCCCAAACAGCAGCUGUCAAAGUGGCAGAAAAUGUGUGUGCUCAAUGGUCGAGUGUGCUCAAACAGGCUGUUUGGAGAUGUUCCCUCCAUGACAUCACAA
Labrus bergylta (ballan wrasse) is the source of this 2767-nucleotide messenger RNA. It is a transcript of the gene rxfp1, whose product is annotated as relaxin family peptide receptor 1. Gene Ontology annotation, biological process: activation of adenylate cyclase activity; hormone-mediated signaling pathway; adenylate cyclase-activating G protein-coupled receptor signaling pathway. The record is from RefSeq and is a predicted model, not a curated record. Gene Ontology annotation, cellular component: plasma membrane. NCBI's taxonomy places the organism in Eukaryota, Metazoa, Chordata, Actinopteri, Labriformes, Labridae. Gene Ontology annotation, molecular function: G protein-coupled peptide receptor activity; protein binding.